UCUAUUUCUAUUUCGUCGUGAAUGGCUGCGACUCGCUUUUUUCUUCUUGGACAGAAAAUGAAAGAAAUUAAGAAGCUAAAUUGAUUGUGAUACAAAAAAAUAUUUAAAAGAAAUCCUUUGAAAGGAAGCGUUAACAUGGAAAGUGAUAAAAUUUUGAUGGCAGCUGGCGUCACGGUCGCUGCUGUCGUUGGAGCAUUUGUUUUUUGGGGACCAAGUGGUUCGGGAUCUUCACGUUUACGUCAGCGUCGUGGCCAAAUUGCUGGAUUACACAAUUUUGGCCAGACAUGUUUUCUUAACACACUUCUGCAGGCAUUUGCAGCAUGUCCACAAUUUAUUGCUUGGCUACAAUUGUAUAAUAAUGCUACACCAGAUAAAAAGAGUUUGAUUAGCUCUUUGCUGAAUACACUGGAGGUCAUCAAUGGCACUCACACCACCUUAAGGGGAGAUCCCUAUUCGCCCGGUGCAGUGUUGCGGGCACUCAACGCAUUGGGUUGGGUAAUACCCCAGGAAGAACAUGAUGCCCAUGAAUUGUUUCAUGUUAUGCUUUCAACACUGGAAGAGGAGGCACAUCGUCCCAAACAAGUUGGGUCAUUGUCAGAUGCAUUGCCCGAAGAUGGUCGAGGUGAUGCACCCAAUCGACCAUCGAGUGCAAUGUUAAGUGAUUUUCUUAAUGCCGAUUACGAUGAAGCCACCGGCUUGUCGCGAAUGGUACGCUCGGAAGCUCAUACACCAGAUUCCCCAUCGUCGAUAUGUGAACGUGAUUUACAUGCAGAACAUAUGCCGGUAGCAUCCACACCCACGGAAAUGAUGGAAGUUGAUUUUGUCAAACCAUCUUUAAUGAUGGCAAAUGGUCGUCCAAGUCGUUCACGUGACAAUCUAAACAAACGUAAUUCGGGUUCAUGUCGUUCAUUGGAGCGUUUAACAAGAGGUCCCGGAAAAGUUUCGAUAUGGUCAGAUCAAAUGCCAACACAAGUGCAACAUCCUUUUAAAGGUGCCAUGGGAACACAAAUUGUUUGCAAUGGCUGUGGAUUUAAGUCUGCAGUACGUUAUGAUAAAUUCGAUAGCAUAACAUUAAAUCUACCACAGCAACGACGAUCUGGACUUAGUUUGGGUCAUUUAUUAAGUGACUAUAUCACAUCUGAAGAUGUCACCGGUGUCAAAUGCGAAUCAUGUAAUGAGACCACAACACACACCAAAUCAUUGACAUUUGCAAAACUACCAGCAUGUCUGUGCAUUCAUAUAGCCCGCACCGUUUGGCUGCCUACUGGCCAAGCAUGUAAACGUCAAGAUUAUGUACAUUUUCCUGAAAGUUUAUCCAUGGCUCCAUAUAGUUUUGUGCAGCCCCAUCUUAAUAGUCAAGCGGGCACUCCAUGGGGUUCCACAAUGUCAUUGUUUUCUUCUAGUCUACCCAUGAAUAUGGGUAAUGUCAACGAUUCAUAUGGAACACCAUUUGGUACAAUGUUUCCACGUAAUCUGUACCGUCUAUUGGCUGUUGUGGUUCAUUCGGGUGAGGCCCAUUCUGGGCAUUUUGUCACCUACAGGAGAGGAGCUUUGCGUAACAGUCAUAGAUGGUUUUAUACCUCCGACACUGUGGUUCGCGAGGUAUCCAUUGAUGAAGUCUUAAGUGUACCAGCCUAUUUAAUAUUCUACGAUCGUAGUCCCCAAAGACCUUUGCGAUAAGAACACAUGUUUAAAACUGGAUCUCAUGCCUAAAACAUCUUUUUUUACUAUAUUACGACUUUCUUAUUCAAAAAAAAAAGAAGCUUACAUCUGUUUAAAAUUUAAACACCAAAAUUUCCCCCGAUGAAACUACAAAACCAAAAGAAGAUAAAAUGCAUUUCAGCCCUGCUCCUAUUCAACAAUAAUAUAAAUAUAUAUUUUUUUGUAUUUUGGUGAUACAAAAGCGUAAAAAAUUGCUAAUACUUUCCCCCCAGUAAACAUGAGUUAUUGUUGGUAAUAGCGAGAGAGAGAGUCUAGAUCUUCACAGAUGCCGUAUUUAUACAUGAAUGACAACAACAAAUUAUAAGCUCGUUCAUAAUAAGCGUAGUAUUUAUUCUGUCAUUUAAUAUAAAUGUUUUUUCAAAUAAAAAAUAUUUCCCAAAAAAAAUUAUAUAUAAAUUUAAAAUAAAA
Molecule: messenger RNA, 2130 nt
Organism: Musca domestica (house fly)
Lineage: Eukaryota; Metazoa; Arthropoda; Insecta; Diptera; Muscidae
Gene: Usp30
Product: ubiquitin carboxyl-terminal hydrolase 30 homolog
Exons: 6
Coding region: 136-1680 (514 amino acids)
Biological process (GO): protein deubiquitination
Cellular component (GO): cytosol; nucleus
Molecular function (GO): cysteine-type deubiquitinase activity; cysteine-type endopeptidase activity
Source: RefSeq, a predicted model, not a curated record